AUGCAACCACAGCAACAGACCGGUGCGCGUCUGCGCCAUCUGAACCCACUCAGGCUGUUUCACGGCAACUUUUCGUACCAGGAGCUGCCCUCAGACAGCCGCAACACUUCACCCUUCACAUUACAGCCUCUCAAACGAGUGCGAUGGCCAUCACCGAAGCGCGCCGGCGAGGCCAUGCGUUCAGUUCGCUGGUCUCCGCUCCGCAUCCUCCUCUGGGCCUUGACCUCUCUCUUCGUCCUGUUGAUGCUCAUUGCGAGUCGCCAUCAUAGAUUCCACACUCCUCCAGAGCCAGCAAAUCCGGAUCCGGCCAUCGAGAAGCCUCCGGGCUAUCCUUGGGAGGAACGACAGANNCUCAAAGGCUUCUACAACGGUAUCCGCACUCUGACACCUGCCAAGGACUGGGCUCCCCAGAACCGCUACAACAAAUCCCUGCCCGAGGGUGUCGUCGACAGCAAUGAAGCUCGCGGUCUUCCUAAGCAACCCGUCUUCGAACCCAUCAAGCUGACCCCUUAUCCCGACUACCACUCGUACGAGUACACGCAAAAGCACGGAAAGGUCGAGACCUGUUACAUGGACGAUGAAGACAAGGUCGAAGUCCCCGAUGUCUACGUCUACCCCGGCCUUCCCAGAAACAUGACUGCCCCCUUCUUCGGUACCCACAAAGAGCUCGGCAUCAGGGAUGAUGUUUGUUAUGAUAGAUAUGGCAGGCUUGGUCCCUAUGGUUAUGGUUACAACGCUACAGCUGGUGGACUCGGUCCUGGUCUUGAUUCGGAGAAUGUCGGCACUGACAAGCUUUUCGAGAAAAUGGGCACAGUCGACUACUCCAACGUCAACUGGGGCAAGGCCAUGAAGAAAUGUGCCCACAAGAACAAGGCUCGUUUCGAGAACAAGGACGCCCACCGCAAGGUCGCUCGUCACGCCUACAUUCUCCGCAUCUGGACUGGCUACAACUUCAACUACAACCAGCUCUACUCGCUCCGCGCUAUGAUCGCUGAGCUCUCGCUCAAGUCGGGCGGUGAGUAUGAUGUCUGGUUCCUUUUGCACGUCAAGGACGAGACUCUUCCCGUCUGGGCUGACAAAGGUGUAUACCAGAAGGUCAUCGAACAGAACAUGCCCAAGGAGUUCUGGAACAUGACUGUCCUCUGGUCCGAGUCUCAAUUGCUCAACUACUAUCCUCCUCCUUUCGCCGAGCCUUUUGAGAACCCCUCUGGCCACAGUGUGCAUGGCGUUUACCGUUCGGCCCACUUCGCUCUCCAGUGGUUCGGCCAACAGUACCCUGACUACGACUUCUACUGGAACUGGGAAAUGGAUCUUCGCUAUAGUGGACACUACUAUGAAUUCAACACUGCUAUCGGUGACUGGGCUCGCAGACAGCCUCGCAAGGGAAUGUGGGAGAGAGCCGAGAGAUUCUGGAUGCCUGAGCUCCACGGUACCUACCAAAACUUCACCGACAUGGUUGAGCGAGAGACUCGCGAGAACGGCAAGAACCCUAUCUGGGGUCCUCCUGCUUUCCAGCACGAUGGUCUUACCNCCUCCCCUUCCGACACCACUCCUCCCAUGCCAUACGAUAAGGAUGAGUAUAAGUGGGGAGUUGGUGAAGAAGCUGAUCUUAUCACUUUCAAUCCAAUUUUCGACCCCAGCAAGACUAACUGGGUCUUCCGUCUUGAUGCAACUGGUUACAAUCUCAAGAUGCCCCCUCCGCCCCGUCGUUGCGCCAUCAUCACCGUCUCCCGUCUUUCCAAGCGCCUGAUGGACAUCAUGCAUGAGGAAACCUGGAAGUACCGCCAUUCCAUGUUCCCCGAGAUGUGGCCCGCCUCCUGUGCUCUGCAACAUGGCCUCAAGUCUGUCUACGCUCCUCACCCUGUUUACUUCGAUCACGACUGGGAUCUUGAGUACAUGGACAGAAUGUUCAAUCGCCCACGCCUUGAUGUCGACAGUCCUUUCGGAUGGGGUGAACACAACUUCAUUGGUAGCUCCUUCUACUAUAACUCGGUUUUCAGUGGUACUCUCUGGCGCCGCUGGCUCGGUCUCCGCGAGAACAAGGAGGGAGGCACCAGAGACGAAGAGACUGGCACCGGACGCAUGUGCAUAAAGCCGNUUUUGGGACAUCCAAUUAAAUCAGAGAUUGGGGAGAACAAUUGA
Messenger RNA from Aureobasidium vineae, 2142 nucleotides. The record is from the annotation of a GenBank genome assembly. NCBI's taxonomy places the organism in Eukaryota, Fungi, Ascomycota, Dothideomycetes, Dothideales, Saccotheciaceae.